Struthio camelus australis is the source of this 8142-nucleotide messenger RNA. RefSeq names its product fibroblast growth factor receptor substrate 3 (gene FRS3). Gene Ontology annotation, biological process: fibroblast growth factor receptor signaling pathway. Gene Ontology annotation, cellular component: cytoplasm. The record is from RefSeq and is a predicted model, not a curated record. Lineage: Eukaryota; Metazoa; Chordata; Aves; Struthioniformes; Struthionidae. Gene Ontology annotation, molecular function: transmembrane receptor protein tyrosine kinase adaptor activity; fibroblast growth factor receptor binding.
AAUUGAGCACAGGGGCAUGGAAGGGGCUUCUGCAGGCUUGGAGGUGCGGAGGGCGUCUCUCCGUAGAAGUUUCGCAAGGAGAGCGAGCAACCUGGCUAUGAAAUAGGAAGAGGUAGAAGAUGGGGCGGUUUCCCUUGUGUUCUAGGUGACUUUAACGCCGGGUUGCCAUGAAGUCCCGAGGGAGAUAAAGGGACAGUAGUGGGAUUUCUUCCCACUCCUCCAAAAAAAAAUCAAACAAUUGCCUAAUGGGAUUACCUCUUAUACCGACAUCAUGGGAAGCUGCUGCAGUUGUCUGUGCAGGGAUAGCGUCCCAGACAACCAUCCCACCAAAUUUAAGGUAACGAACGUGGACGAUGAAGGUAACGAGCUGGGAUCUGGGAUUAUGGAACUGACGCAGACGGAGCUCAUCUUGCACACUCACAAGCGAGAUGCUGUCAGGUGGCCCUACCUCUGCUUGCGCCGCUAUGGCUAUGACUCCAACCUCUUUUCCUUUGAGAGUGGACGUCGCUGCCAGACAGGGCAGGGGAUUUUUGCGUUCAAGUGUUCCAGAGCAGAGGAGAUCUUUAAUUUGCUUCAGGACCUGAUGCAAUGUAACAGUAUCAACGUAGUAGAAGAGCCCGUUGUCAUCACCAGGAACAGUCACCCCACGGAGCGGGAGCUUUCCCGGACUCCCCAGGCACCCAACAGUCUGGGGUACACUGUCCCAGGAUUUCCCAAUGGAUUUCACAGCUUCCCUGCAGAGACCUUAUCUUACUGCACAGCUCGCCCCCCCUCUGUGAGCAGCCUGAGGCAUUCUUCUGUGGGUGAAGACUCUACUCAUGCCCUCAUUGGGCCUGAUGAGCAGUCCCACACCUACGUGAACACAGCCAAUGGUGAUCAGGAGCUGAGGGGCCGACAUUGUAUGCACACCUUGCCUGAAGUCCACCCUCCUUUCCCACAUAGGAACCACAGCUGCUCUCUAGAAGACCGUGAUCCCCAGGUCUUUCUGCAGCCAGGGGAGGUUAAGUUUGUGUUAGGUCCCACAUCUACCUACAGGCACAAGGUGAAACGAGAUAGCGUCUGUCGGCACCACCGGGAGUGCAGGACACACUUCUGUGCCCCCAACAACAACAACGAGUGUGAGGAUGAGUGUCCUUCACCCCAGUGCAUCUAUGAGAAUGUCAACGGCUUACUGACCCCCAGCAGCACAUCUCUCCGCCGAGGUGGGCGCUUGAAACUCAUCCGGGAGGACCUGGGCUUAACCAGCUGCUCCCAUCGCAGAACAGCUUUGCUGCACUACGAGAACUUGCCAUCGCUGCCCCCAGUGUGGGAGUGCCAGCCUGUCCGGCGGGGGGAGGAGGACACGGACGCUGGGGAUGGGCUGACACCUUCCCCCAAUGGCUACCCUGAGGCUGGUGAAGACGAUCCUCUGCAGAACUACAUGAACUCAGAAAACACCGCGCUGCACGGGGGCAGUGGCCUGCGGCGCAGUGGCUUCCUGCCAAAGCCUCGUCGCAACUGCGUGUCCAGCGUCUUCAACUUCGACUUCCCCCGGCCCUGUCCAGAGCAGCCGCGGCAGCUCAAUUACAUCCAGGUGGAGCUGGAGGCUGAGCCCCACAAAGGACAUCAGAACCUGCCGGUCCCCCAUGCCCCACCUCCUGCCACCCACGAAGCCCGCCGGACGGACUCCUAUGCGGUCAUUGACCUAAAAAAGACAGCAGCCAUGUCCAAUUUGCAAAGGGCCUUGCCAAGAGAUGAUGGGACUUCAAGGAAAACUCGACAUAACAGCACUGACCUGCCUCUCUAAAGGGGAGUGCCAAGUGCAAGCACUGUGUUGUGGCUUCGGUAUCUGCCCUUCAGUGUAUUGCCCGGUGUGACUUCCAUUUGCCAUUGCCUUCUGCUUUCCUGUUUACCCCAUUACCUGGUGUCAUGGGAUGGCUCCUACAGCUGAUGUUAAGGCUAGUCUGUUUGUCAGUCUUCCCCUCUCCACUCUUCCUGUGCAGUUUGUUUUUUAAAGCCUUGUAGGACUUUUGAAGACACUGUUUGGGGGUUAAAUUUAUCUUUCUGGAGAGAGGGGCAGAAGGUGCCAGCAAUAGAACUGGCACUGUGUGGAUGCAACCUUGAAUACUGCUUUCCUGGCAGCUCCUUGAGUGGUGCCAACAGCCUGGCAAGGCAGUAGCGUGGUGGAGGAGUGUUCCUGAAAGCAAGUUGCUUUAGGAGCUUGACUGCAAAUUGAGCCCAUUUCUUGGGGAUUUCAUGCCUUGUGACUCCUGGUGAGCUCCAGGAGAAGCAGCUUCUGUGGUGGGAUCAUUCCAAAGUCUGGUUUUUCCCUUGUGGUUUCUCUGGUCCCUGAUGACAUGGGAGCUCAUGGUGCAGUCUUUCUCCCUCUCAAGUCGCUACUACUUUCUCCCUUCUGCUCUGUUGCCUAUUUUCCUGAAGCUCAUAGAAGUCUUUGAUUCUUCUGUCCCUUUCUCAGAUUUGAUUGGAAUUGGGCAUCUCCAGAAAUUGACAGAGGAGGACAGACAGACAUGGGCACAGACACUGUGAUCACAUAAACCUGCUUUCCCAAGGGGACCCUGCUCAAACAGAGGAUGGGAAGACUGCGAAUAUGAGAGAAGUUUGAGGCUUGGUUUAGAAAUCUUCACUUGUAUGUUACCUGUUUUGGUUUUUAAAGGUUCUUUUUGGUGGCUGUUCAUAAGUGCUGUUGAUUUAUUGUUUUAUUUAUUUGUUUACUUUAUAUUUAUUUAUUUAUUUAUUUAAUGCUCUUUUGUAUCGCAUUGAUAAUUGCGAAAGCUGGUGCCUGUAUGAAAUAUGUCCUCUCAGCGGCUCACAACCUUUGUCGGGGAACAGAUCUUAGAAUGGAGUUUGUGCCUUUAUCAAGCUGCAAAGGGGAAAAAGAGCAGCUCUGAAUAAAAAACUUGAUAACUGGGGCUCACUGUUGCAGAGUGGGUGGGAAAUGGUACGGGAGACGAGUGGUUGUGAGCAUAGUUGCAAGGCAGCCAAACUCGUAGUCACAUCAGAGUUGUUGCCUACACCCACGUGCCUGGCUGAGCCCACGCGAAAUAUUUGAUCAGUGUUUUGAUUGAAUGCGCAGUUUGUUUCCUACAACUACAGGCUUGGAAGGGCUAAAUUAGGCUCUUGGGUAAAUCUGUGGCCUUUGAUGUGGGUUUAUCUAUUGACACGAGGGCUGAAUACAAGCUGAGCUGUCAGGCCUACAUGUGAGGUGCUAGGUAGGGUCUCUGCUUCUCUCCCGUUGCAGGAUGUUCCACCGCCACUCUGUGCAUGGUGAAAUGCUGCAGCCUAAUCCCUUCCUGGAUUACUCUUUGCCAUUGUCAGAUGUUUCUAUGAGACAGAAGUGCUGUAGUUUUGGAAGCCCACCUUUUUGCUGUCCGUGUUCUUCACCUUCCUCCCUGGAGUACGAGUUGAGGAAUCCAGUGCUCUGAGUUGUCCCACUCCUGGCAGAAAGGUUGCCAAGCCUUGCUGUGUCCUCUUUGUUCCUAAUUCGCAGUCGGAGAUCCUCUCGGAUGACAGAGGAGAGAACCUGAUCAUCUAGUUGUAACCUGAUUCUGAGGUCCAGAAACUUGAUUUCCAGAUUUUUGAAGUGCUACGAGUGUCAUAUCGGAAUGCGACCUUUCUGGGAGCAGGGACAUGUGCUGAACAGUUAAGAAAAGUGAUAAAAGUAUAAGUAAUACCAUGCCUGAGUCUGCAGAGCACCAAUUUCUUGACUUGCUGUUUAUUGCAGUGUAAAUUCAAAGUGUACCACAUACUGAAAUUCAGUGAUUUUUCUUUUUUUGGAGAAGUCCUUGCGCUUGUCUCCAAUGAGAAUGUCGUCUUUUCUCCACCCCAACCAUUAUGCAUUUUGUAACGGAAAGGAAACCUGAGUAAUAUAUUUUUAUAUGUAUGCCAAAUAACUUUAUUUGAAGGAAAAAAAGACAAGUAAUGCAUCCCCCUAAAUCUAGGUUUCAUUUAGGGAAGUGAGAGAAGAAAUUGUUUAUUUAAAAAAAGAAAAGUGAACUGUAUUAAACUCUAAGGAAGCUAUUUAAAUAAAGAGUUUAUAAGCUCUAAGUAUCACCCUCUGGGACAGCACUAGGAACCCUGACAUGACAGCAAGGGGCUGGGCUCUGGGAGCCUCCAUAUGAACCUGCCUUUCCGGUGUCACUGCCUGAGCUGAGAAAUGCAAAAUAUUUAUUCCCUUCUUCCCCCUAGGAAGGAAAAAAAGGAUGAAAUGUUUGAUGUUUACAUGGAGCAAGAUGUCAGGGCUCUUUCCCACCCACAUGGAAGAGGUGUUUUGCCACGUUUGCAGGUCGGUUAAAUGCAAGGGAAGCCACUGCUGGAUGACUGUUUAGCUGUCCUGGGAGAAGGUGGGAGAGCCCUGGGGCUGCCUGUUCUCUUGGUGUCACUGGCUGCUCCCUGUGGGGACGGGUGGCCCCUCUGGCUGGCUGCAGGUCUCCAGUGGGGUGAGGCUGGUGUGAGGGUCUGUAGCUGUCGGGAACUUGGGGUUGGGACAGCACAGCUGGAUUGCUGGUUUUUCCUCUCUGCAGGCCUCGCAGAGGCUGGGCUUCCCACUUGUGUCCCAGGGGAAUCCUAUUUAGGUGGCUCUAAAUUAGCGUUGGAUUUGGGAAAGCUGGCCGUGACUGUUCAAACCACUGUCUUUCGUGUCCCCUGGACAACUUAUGUUGCCUGGCUCCUGCCUCCCUUUCCUCUUCCGUGAAGCUAAUGCUCCCCUACCUCACAAGGAGAUAGAAAGCAGUAGUGACAAGGAGACCGCUGUGAAAUAGCUGUGUGUAUACAUAGCAGAUAUGUUACCACUAUUCCCUUAGGACAUUCUUUAUUCUGUUUAUAGGGGUGCAUGCUGUACCUAUUCAAAAAAGGAGAAAAAGAAUUAAAUUUUCUCAUCUGUAAGGUCAAAGGAGGGCCUGUGUUGGCUGCUUCUGUGUUUACUGUUUUCAGUGAAGAGUAGCCUGGCUGUCAUCUUGCUUCACUGUCCUCUGCUUUGCUUUGUGUUCUCCCUUGGGGCCUUGAGUAGGGGGAGCAGCAUUGCUGGCUUGGCAGGCUUUGCUCAUGUGAUAUUGCAAGGCCAGAAAGCUUAGGGGGUGUAAAGCUGGUCACAGCUAUUUGUUUGCAUUGGGUUGGUUUUGAUUAAUGGUAAAGUAAUGAAAUGGGAGACUUCAUGCAGGGAACCACUUGUCGUUUAUGGCUUUCGCAGGGCACACCGUGUUCAUGUGCCAGUGCUUUUCUUUUUCAUUUUUGUGGAUGACUUCACAAGAGCAAGAGCCUCAUUAAGUGACUAGGAUCCUUUCACAACUUCUUGAUGCUCAGUUUCACAAGUGACAUGCAAACGGAAGAAAAGUCUGGAGUUGUGUUUGAACUCUGAGGUGGUAGUUCUUGGAGCACCAGGGACAGAAAUGCCAUUAUCUUGGAUUUGUCCCUAAUAUUAAAACCUGAGUGGUGCUCUCCAGUCUCACAGCUUCCUCUAGUGGUCAGACUUGAAACAGUUUCGAGAGAAGAAAUCAGUGGCAGGUUGAAAAGGCUGAGUUGAAUUAAUAUUUUCUCAUUCCUUCAGUUCCCUCCUCUUUGAUUUGGGUAACGGGCAGUAGGAACAGUGAUUCCUACUGCUAAUUCUUUGGAGUCUUUCCCUGAUACUAUUUUCUUUUGAUUGAAAAUCAUGUUUAUGAAGUAUGUUGUAUUUUUAUGGCACUUUGCAAAGAUUGCUCUCCUCUUUCAUAUCUCUACUUAAUUUACUUUUUGUGGGGCCCAAUUCAGCCCAAGGGGUAACGUCAUGAAAUUUAGUAGAGGCACAGCCGUGACAGAUUGGCUAUUUAAGAGAAUAUUCCGUCAGGUGGCUAGAAUUCAUUUUACUGUCACAUAAUUCUGCCUUUGUCUCCAUGUAAUGGUUUUCUUUCUUACAGAUGUUGCUUUGAGCCUUACAUGCAAGUAUGCUGGUCUUUCCCAAUGGAUGCAUACUAAUUAUGUGUGUGCAUGCUUACUUCUUGGAUGAGGAACUAGAUUAGGGGUAAGCAUUGACUCCCAUUAUCUCCUUCAACCGCGAUAUGCCCCACACAACGAAGAUGACCUCAGCAGAGCAGAAUACCUCACCCUUUGCGGUCACAUCUAUAAAUCUGGUUGUGAGUGUGAGAGAUUCCUCCAGGGCUCUGUGCAUCUAACUGAUGCCACGCAGUUGACUAGGAGGAAAUGAAUGUGCAAAUGUAUGUCUGAAACCCUUUUCUCUGGAGUUAGUCCCUGAAGCUGAACUGCAGCCAUGAGAUCUGUUACUUUCCCAAGCCUGGUUCUGCAAGGCAGAUGGCUCACACUGGUGUUGCCCCCUGUGCUGACCUGAUCUGCCUAUGAAUGGUAACUUGGAAGAAGGAGCUGUGUUCAGCUGUUGUGUUGGCUGAGGCUUUCUUUGGUUUGUAAGGAAAGCUCUGGGCAGUGACAUGAAGCCAGCCUGGAUAGCGGUGAGGACCUGGCAGUAUGGGCCUAACUGCCAGGUUAUGUACCUGGCUGCUUAGCAGGUUUGUGUGGCCCCGCUAGAGCCUCUGUUGCAUCUUUGCUGGUCUCCUUUCCCCUGCUUGCAAGAUUGAAGCUCAAGGGAUGUCUUGGUGAGCAGCUGUGUGCUGUGCAGAGAGAAUUUGACUUAACUUCUUUAAGUGGUUCUUAUUUUUGAAUUAAUCAACUGGACUUUUUCCUCUGAUAGUUCUUCCCUGGUGAUUGCAUCAAUAGAUCUUUUACCAGUUCCUUUUCCUUUACCAGUUCCUAUCCCUCUUACUAGGGAUCUAGCAUUUCCUGGCUCUCAGUUGUUCCUUAUUGUGGAAGGAGUUUUGUUUUGUUUUUUUUCUUUCAUCCCACUCUAUAUGCCUGCUUUUUCUCCUAGGAAAAGGAGAUUUGAGUGUUUGUGAGCUGUACCUGCCUUACAGGGAGAGGAUGGCAAAGGAGAGGUGAGGUUUAAAGGAUUGAUAUUUUUGCAAAGAGGUUUGAAUGUGUUAUUUGUUACCGAAGUACUAAGUGUUAUUUUUAUUACCUAAGCCAUGCUGCUCACUGGGAGAAAAAACAAACCCAGCUUCAGCUGUUGCUGUCUUUAUUUCCAGUGAGAAAUGACUGACUAAAUACCUCUGAUCCCCAGACUCCUGUCUCGAGCUAUCAGGGCCGCUACCUGCGUGUUCGUGCCUCUCGUUGGGAGGUGCAUGUGGUCCCGUGGCCGGCAGGGAGGUGCUGCUCCAGCUCUCGCUCAUGCUCUCGACCUCUGAUCCUGCUCUGGCUCGGGCCUGCGUGCUCUGCGGCUGUGGGCAGAGCGUGUCCUGUCCCUGUGUCUCCGUUUCACCAUGGCAAAAUGGGGAGGAUGAUAUUGACCUUGCUAUGAUGCUUUUCCAAUGUGUGGGUGAGUGUGCUGUGUCAGGGCUCAGCAGUACUGCUCUAAGCUCUCUUAGCUGUUUUCUCCCAGUCUGCUCUCUGUCCCUCCAUGUAAUGCUACUCAGCCCUCUCUGCUGGUGUCUUCCCUGUGAAGUAUCAUUAAUGAGUGAUCAUUAAUGAAUGCAUUGCCUCAUAGUAAUCCAAAUAACAGCUUCUGCGGGGUCGUGCAGCCAGUCCUUGUGGGGAGCUUGUUUUUUGACCAAGCUAGGCUCAUCUUGAAAUGCCAUGCACAGGUAGCAGAGCAGGUUUAGACUCCUGUUGCUGAACAGGACGAAAGGUGAAUACAUUAGGGGAAAUCUUGAAAGCUUUGAAGUUGGCACUUACAGGCCAGGGCAUAGAAAAGGCUGAUUUUAAAGAAGGGACCUAAUUUGUUUUUCCUCCAUGAGCAAAUGUGAUUUUAAAGUUGGAAGGCCCAGAUGCAUCUGUGUAAUCUCAAGCUCUACUCCCAUGUGAUUCUCCUUGUUACUCGUACUGGUGUCUUUGAUACUGAGCAUUUCUGAUGUGGCAGAAAAACAAAGGUGCUUCGGGGCUCUGGCCACUGGGGAUUCAGAGUUGCUCUGACCAUAGAGGUUGAUCUUGCUGUGUAAUUGCUUCUUCAGGUUGUUUCUAUGGAUAUGCAUUCAGCCUCUCUUUAUAUGUCAUCCGGGUGUAACCUUAAAGGCGAAGAACAAUAGCAGUGCUAUGUUACCUGAGGAGUGCUCAUGUCUUACAUUAACGUGCACUAUGAAUGUAUACAGAAUAAAUGGAAUAUGAUGA